CCCGGGCCGCACUAAAAAUUCUUCGCGCGCGCUCGCUCGGCGGGGCCAAGCUGGUUCUUCUCGUUUCCACCUCCUCCUGCCUCUUCAGUUCGAUUUCGCUUCGCACCGGAGAGCGGCGUCGAGGCACAGCUCGCGUGCGCCACCGAGACGCGGCCUUCUCUUGCAUGUUUUGCACAUUCAUCCACAAAACACAAAAAUAUCAAAUAAAAAUUCACCAGUCGACUGAGAAUUUCGCAUUUAAAAAAGUGUAAUAAUUAUUAAAUUUAAAUAAAUACCUAAUAAUAAAAUAUGAGUGUUACAAGUGGAUUAUUAUUAAUAUUUAACGAAUAAUUUCUCGGUUUAAGAUAAACAUUAAUAAAUUUAAGAAAUGGACGCGUUUAUUGGCCGCGUAACGUGAUGUGAAUUCAUAAGUGAAUUUUGAGAAGAAUCAAAGUGUGUUUCUUAUUAUUCCUACAUGUGUAUGGUAAUUGUUUCGUGCGAGAAACAUCAACAAAACGGAUUAUUGGAUUUUUACCAACACGAAAUCUCCAACCCUUAAUACUAGGCGGCGCACAAAAGCGACACAGGAAACGAGGCGACGACGACGACAACGACGGCGGGCAGGAAUGAGGUGGAUCAAGUGGAAGACUGCGCACUAAUUGCCCCCCUGCGCCAUCCCCCUCGCAAUCCCCCCGCAGACCCUCCGCGCCGCCGCCCCGUGUCGCCGAAGACGCGCCGGAGAAAGCGGAAUGAUGGCCUUCACGACGAGCUGGACGCUGUUCGGCGCGCUGGUGGCGUGCUGCGCAUCGAGUACGACUAUUGCCGAACAAGUUACCCUGUUGGAUACGACGGGAGAAAGCCAGCUGGAAUGGACACGAUACCCCUAUGGCCCGCAGGCGACCACUCCGGGGUGGGUGGAAGAAUCCUUCACAAACUUCCAAAAAGGCAUCAACUGGCGUUCGUACGUCGUCUGCGACGUGGCCUACAACAACGUCAACAACUGGCUCUGGGUGCCCUUCAUCGAGCGCCGCGAAGCCAACCGCAUCUACAUCGAGAUCCAGUUCACCAUCCGUGACUGCAGCCUCUUCCCAGGCAACGCGCUCUCCUGCAAGGAGACCUUCAGCCUCCUCUACUACGAAUUCGACGCCGCCACGCGCGAACCACCCCCAUGGGAAACAGAAUCCUACAAACUGAUCGGCCGCAUCGCCGCGGGUGAAGGUCGCUUCAACACCAACAACGAAGUGAACAUCAACACCGAAGUGAAAUCCAUCCCAGUGACAAAAAAGGGCGUCUACUUCGCGUUCCGCGAUCAGGGUGCUUGCAUCUCCCUGCUGGCGGUGAAGAUCUACUACAUCACGUGCCCAGAGGUGACCAUCAACUUCGCGCACUUCCCCGCCACGCCCACUGGGAAGGAAGUGACGUUAAUUGAACAAGCUACGGGCAGUUGCGUGAAAAACGCUGAGAUUGUGGACACGCCUACGUAUUUAUGCAAAGGGGAUGGGAAGUGGACUCUGCCUACAGGGGGAUGCAAAUGCAUAGCUGGGUUCCAGCCGGAUUUUGAUAAACAGACUUGUAACAAAUGUCCGAUUGGUACGUUCAAAUCACAAACCGGAGAUGAACCCUGCCAGAAAUGCCCGGAACACUCAAAGGCCACUGAUUCGGGUAACAAGGAAUGUCGUUGUAGCAGCGGGUACUUCCGCGCGAUCAACGACCCCAAAGAUAUGGCCUGUACGCAACCCCCAAGCGCGCCUACUAAUUUAACCGUGAAUUUCGUUGAUCAGUCCACGGUGAUGUUAUCGUGGAACGCACCGGAGGAUUCCGGAGGAAGGGGGGACAUCACCUAUCGGGUCAAGUGUGAUGCUUGUAGUCUAGGGAUAGUACAAUUCUCACCUAAUAUGGAUUCUUUCAAUGAGACUAAAAUUACGAUAAGUGGUCUUAACGCGGUGACCACAUACAGAUUCCAAGUAUUCGCCGAAAAUGGCGUUUCUAACCUCACCAGUAAAUCAUCCCCGGAAUACACGGAUAUCGUAGUAACCACUGAAGCAUCCGUAGCGUCCAGUGUUACUAAUGUAAGGAUAUUAUCAGUGAAAAGCACUGAGAUAUCCCUUGCAUGGGACGCACCUUCAACCCCAGAUGGUGGGGAUAUGGAUAAUGAUUUAGUAGAAAUCUACGAGGUGAGGUGUUUCGUCAAAGGAGACAUAGACCAUUCCAACUCAACGAAUAUCCUCACCACUGACGUCUCCACCACCUUCAGCGGCCUGAACCAACGCACCGAAUACGGCUUCCAAGUCCGCGCGAAAACCCAACUCGGUUGGAGUGCUUACACGAAAGUAAUCUUCCGCGCAAGGUCAAGUCUUAAAACAGCUUAUGUAGGAGAAGAGGAAGGCCUACGUCUACAAUUGGUAGCUGGGGGGAUAGUGGCGGUUGUGGUGAUACUCGUCGCUGUGAUCAUCCUCACCGUGGUGUUCAUCCGAUCAAGGAGUAAUGAUGAAUGCAACAAGAAACAGCCGAGUGAUUGUGAUACCUUGGAGUAUCGAAAUGGAGAAGUACACCAUAGCAUGGAUAACCCACCGAUUGUGACAACCCACACCAAUGUGACGACGCCAUUAUUCACCGGCAUCGGCGCAUCCCGUACCUACAUAGACCCACACACCUACGAAGACCCCAACCAAGCAGUGCGUGAAUUCGCGCGGGAAAUCGACGCGGGUUGCAUAACAAUCGAAGCAAUCAUCGGCGGUGGAGAAUUCGGAGAUGUAUGCAAAGGAAAACUGAAAGUAAAUGGAGGUAAUGACAUCGACGUCGCCAUUAAGACCCUUAAAGCCGGGUCCCUGGACAAGGCGCGUAAUGAUUUCCUCACCGAAGCGUCCAUCAUGGGUCAAUUCGAGCAUCCCAACGUCAUAUUCCUACAGGGUGUCGUCACGAAAUCCAACCCGGUGAUGAUCAUCACCGAGUACAUGGAGAACGGCUCCUUGGAUACCUUCCUACGUGCGAACGAUGGGAAGUUCCAAGUGAUUCAACUUGUAGGGAUGUUGAGGGGUAUUGCUGCUGGCAUGCAGUAUUUGAGCGAUAUGAAUUACGUGCAUCGCGAUUUGGCGGCGCGGAAUGUUUUGGUGAACUCGCAGCUGGUGUGUAAGAUUGCCGAUUUUGGUCUGAGUAGGGAGAUUGAGAGCGCCACCGAGGGGGCGUAUACCACUCGCGGGGGGAAGAUACCAGUGCGGUGGACGGCGCCGGAAGCGAUAGCCUUCCGGAAGUUUACAUCGGCUAGUGAUGUAUGGUCGAUGGGGAUUGUGUGCUGGGAGGUUAUGUCGUACGGCGAGCGGCCAUAUUGGAACUGGUCGAAUCAGGAUGUUAUUAAGAGUAUAGAGAAAGGAUAUAGAUUGCCUGCCCCAAUGGACUGCCCCGAAGCAAUCUACCAACUCAUGCUGGAUUGCUGGCAAAAGGAGCGGACACACCGGCCGUCCUUCCAGUCAAUCGUCAAGACGUUAGAUCGUUUGAUCCGAGUACCAGAUACGUUAAGAAAAAUCGCUCAAAACCGGUCAACAAAUCCGUUAGCAGCGGACGCACCAGACCUAACCAACUUUACCUCCGUGGAGGAAUGGCUGAACUCAAUCAAGAUGGCGCGCUAUCUACAAAACUUCGAAGCCGGCGGCGUCACGUCAAUGGACGCCGUCGUCAACCUCACCGUGAAGGAACUCACCGAACUGGGCAUCACUCUCGUCGGCCACCAGAAGAAGAUCAUGAACAGCGUGCAGAAUAUUCGCGCGCAGAUACGCGUCAACGGCCCUGAAGGCUUUCUAGUGUAAUGAUAAUAACAAUAAUAAUAAUACAAAAGUGAUAAACUUCAAACCCAUUCACACGACGAGAGUUAGCUGCCAAUCAAAACAUAAACAAGGAAAAAACUCAUUUUGAAGAAGAAAAUGAAGAGAAAAGACGAAAUAAACGAAAAUUAUUUGUGAUGUUCUCAUUUAAUUAACUUAACUUAAACAAAAAACGUUUAAUAUCUACUUAAUUAGACUUAAAACUGACGACGAACGAAGGACGACGAAGAAAAACUUUGUUUGUUUUUUUUAUUAUUUUUCUUUCAUAUACUAGGACAGUAUUGUUAUUUUUUUUAUUUAACGAAUGAAUGUUGUAAAUUAUAACACAAACGUAUGUACAAGAGUAUGGCCUAUGGCAACGAGAUACAACCGAACAGUUGCUCCGCCCAUUAAUAGCGCUUAGUGUGAGUGUCAGAGACGAGAUAACCACACCCCUUUUACGAAUACAAUACGCCAUGUUUUCUUUACGAUUUAUUCUUCUCUCUCUCGCAAGCAAAAUAUUGUUAUUUAUUUAUAUUAAUCAUUUUUAAUGCAACGUGCAAGUAUUUUUGUACAAUAUGACAAUCGCCAAUGAUUCUUUGCGUUCGCAGCCGUGAUAAGAGACGUGAAAAAAUUUAUAACAAAACGAGAAACACCAAUUGAUGAAACCAUUUGAAACAAGUUUUAGUGAUUUUCCUCUUCAAGUGCUAAUAAAUGUGUAUAAAUAAAAACCCAAAUAAUAAAUAAAUGAAAAGAUUUCUAAAUGCCAUUGAUAAAGAAUAAAAGAUUCCGUAAAAAGACGUGAAUUAGGAAAUUAAAUUAAAUAUUACGUAUACUUUUCUACAUAUCAAGAAGAAAACAAUGAAAAAAGAAAAACAACUCGAUGUUUAAUUGGCUAUUAUAAACAUUUAAACAAUUAUACGCCCGGUAUAAGCAUUUUUUUUAACGUAGUCGAUGUUAAUUCUCUCACGUGACACAUGACAUAACCUCUAAAAUGUGUAAGAUGGGCGUAGAAGUGUUUCAAAAUUCGCUACACAUUACUACCACCACCACCACCACAUUCAGAUUGGUUACUUCAAUGUGUGAAUUCAAACAAAAGCAAUAAUAAUGAAUGUAUAAAUAUUUAAUUGUGUACAAAAAGUGAUUGAUUGUACGUAAAUUGUACUUAAACGCGCCUAAUUUCACUCUUCGACUGAUUCUACAUUUGAAUGAAGAUUUUUAAUCCAGUAUUAAACAUUCCAUGAGUUUAUAUACAUGCAGAGACACACGACGCAGUACUUCGACUUCUACUCUCUAUCCAUAGAUAUAUUUCGUAUACCUAUGACGCCUAAAUUUUUAUAUAUAAUAAAUAAAUGAAUACAAACUAAACUUAUCCGAAUGCUGAUGUAAUACGAGAUGGUGACAAAUAUGAGCGGAACGUAAACGAAGCGUAUGAAUAUUAUAAUUACGAUAUUAUAAUGUCAGUGUAAAAUUGUAAUAUAUUUGUAAAAAAGGUAUAAUUCAUAUUAUAUAAAAACGAUGAAAUAGCUUAA
Molecule: messenger RNA, 5308 nt
Organism: Dalotia coriaria
Lineage: Eukaryota; Metazoa; Arthropoda; Insecta; Coleoptera; Staphylinidae
Gene: Eph
Product: Eph receptor tyrosine kinase
Biological process (GO): ephrin receptor signaling pathway; protein phosphorylation; axon guidance
Cellular component (GO): dendrite; plasma membrane
Molecular function (GO): protein binding; transmembrane-ephrin receptor activity; ATP binding
Source: RefSeq, a predicted model, not a curated record